Messenger RNA from Cucurbitaria berberidis CBS 394.84, 1350 nucleotides. Its product is annotated as fructose-1,6-bisphosphatase. The transcript has a single exon. Gene Ontology annotation, biological process: fructose 1,6-bisphosphate metabolic process; fructose 6-phosphate metabolic process; sucrose biosynthetic process. Bases 56 to 1036 code for a protein of 326 amino acids. Gene Ontology annotation, molecular function: fructose 1,6-bisphosphate 1-phosphatase activity. Gene Ontology annotation, cellular component: cytoplasm. The record is from RefSeq and is a predicted model, not a curated record. NCBI's taxonomy places the organism in Eukaryota, Fungi, Ascomycota, Dothideomycetes, Pleosporales, Cucurbitariaceae.
UUUUCAUCUCAUCCCCAACAAUAAAUCCCCGACCAGUUAAUACAUCUUCUCUAUAAUGACUCAAACCAACCCAUCCGGAUUUACCGCCCAUAUACAGUCUGUUGUGCCAGAUGGAACGCGAAGUGCACUUAUCCAACAAGUGCUUCCUCAACUUCUCCGAACACUUCCGGACAUUGCCCAGGCCCUGCGAUCUACAUCAGUGUCCGAAGCCGGUAGCGCCAACUCAUUUGGCGAUAAUCAACUGAAUGUUGACGUCCUCGCGGAAAACAUCAUUCGUUCCACCGUCGCUCAAUGUCCUUCAAUAGUUGCCGCGAGUAGCGAAGAAGACCCCAACGAGACGAGCACGAUCGGAGAGAAUGUCACGGAAAAAGAGCAGUAUACUAUAGCCUUCGACCCUCUGGACGGCAGUUCCAUUAUCGGGCCAAACUGGACGGUCGGCACGAUCAUAGGGAUCUGGGAUGGUCAAACAGCGAUUUCGGAGACGGAGACCCCUCGACAAAAGCAAAUCGCCGCCAUUCUUGGAGUACUGGGACCUCGCACAACCGCCGUUGUUGCCAUACGCGUACCCGGGGGAACCCCAACUUGCUUUGAAGUCAGUGUAGCAAACAACGAGAUCAACAUUAUUCGACCGAGUGUACAGCUCCAAUUGCAGACCAAGACGCGCUACUUUGCCCCCGCCAACUUGAGAGCAGCGCAAGAGAACCCAAAGUAUCUAGAACUCAUCAACCACUACAUAUCCCAGAAGUAUACACUUCGGUAUAGCGGCGGUCUUGUCCCUGAUAUUUUCCACGCUCUUGUCAAAGGCCACGGUGUGUAUAUCUCUCCGAUUACGUCAAGUAGCCCAGCGAAACUACGUAGGCUCUACGAACUUACUCCUAUUGCACUUGUCAUAGAGUGUGCUGGUGGCGCUGCGGUAGAUUCUGCAGAUGGAACCGAUAUUCUGGAUAGACCUGUUCGCCACACGGAUGAGAGAGGAGGGCUCGUGUGCGGCAAUAGAGAUGAGGUAGACAUUGUGCGCUCUAAGUUGCUUACAUAAAAGCUAGCUUCUUCGUUUAUGACGCGACGGGCCGAAUCUCGAAUGUAGAGCCUUGUAUUGAGUAGUACAGGAGGCCCUGAUUCAUGGCUCUUUAGCAAUGUAGAAUUGGAUAGCUUCAUACUUUACUAAGCAGUUAGAAGACAGCUUGAAUGGCUUUGAUCUAUUGUCUUCACUAUAGAUACAAGCAGCCGAUGAAGAUCUUGAUAGUUGGCAAACUAAUAGGACGUGCAUACUAGUAGCGCUAUCAAGUAAGGUCGAUGAGAUGUGAUCUUCUCGUCUUAAUAAAUCAUUCGAAGCUUUCAAAUCAAAAUAUC